UCAACUGUCAAAAAUUUUGUUUACGUUUGUUUUCCUCGUUGACUUGUUUAUCAAAUGAUUGGUGUCGUUUUAUUUGACAAUCACGAUGAUUUGCUCUAUGUUUAUAGUGACCGAGAGUUCAAAAACAGAAUUCAUUGCGUAUCGGAUACCUUGGACAUGUGUGCCGUGCCAGGAGAGGAAGUAAUGGACGAUGACAUUCGAUCGAGAAGAGAUGCCGAAUCAAUGAUCCUCAUGCAAAUCUUUUCUCCGCUCUUGACUUCACAUAGAAUCAUGAAUCAAGAGUUUCAAAAUUCUUACGAUUGUAUCGCCUGUGAAGACGGUUCCACCGUGGCCUUUUAUGAGCAAAUGGGAUUUCUGCUCAUCACAGUAGCCAGGUCAUCUGUAAAUGCUGUUCACUUGGCUAGGGUUAGCUUCAGUCUCAUGCAACAUGUUUGCGGUCCUUCAUUAUCAGUGUUGAAACACUCGAAUACUCACUCAGAGCUUGCCACUCUUCUGAUUGAAACAUUUUUAAGAUUGAGACAAUCUAGUCAGCCCAUUGUUACAGAAUCACUGCAUUAUGAACCCAUCAGUGAGGCUGUAAAUUCUUCCAUUCUAAGAGUCCUCCAAGUCGCAGUUUCAGAUUUGAAUGUGCGUGGAGGAAUUCCAGAGAGCAGGGCUCACAUCCUCAUCAUAAAAGAAACCAGUAUUGUUGCCAUUUACUCUGGAAAGGGGACAUCAGAAUUAAAGAUUGAUGAGAUUCUGUUUCUGAUUAUUGUUGCCAAUGCCUUUGACCAUUCUAGAUCUUCAACUCGCCAUAGUCUCAUCAUCCUUGAAUCGUGUGUACCUUACACAAUUCACAUUCAAAGGGUGGAGGACGGUCUCGAUGUGGUCGUCUUAAUUGAGGGUGGAUUGCAUCAGAUAGCCACUGGCCUUUUUUCAUUAUUGAAAAGUCUCUACGCAACGCCCAUAAGGAGCGACUUGAUUUCGAAACAAUUGAAACAAGUGCAAAAAAUGGCUUACAAGUAUAAUCAGCGGCAUCAAUGGUGGGACUUGCUGGUUUGGCGACCGGAGCAGAGCCAAAAUCAAUCAGCCAUGUCCGCAUUUUCGCGCCAAAUUCUCCGCGGAUUUGAAAUCGUCUGCCUCAAUCCAUCCCUUCUGUUUGCAGCUGUUGAACACGUUUCGGCCGUGAUUGACGACAUCCAAUUGAGUAUUCCCAUGCAGUCCUUAUCGCAGCCCUGCAGGCUUACCCCACUGCUCAAAAUCUACCCCGGGCUUGUGCAUUUCGUCCUCAUUGAUAGGAAAAAUCAUCGAAUGAUCUCCCCCGCUCUGCCGCUGGGACGGCACGACUCCUCCUUUGACAACAUGUGGAAAAUCUUUCAUACCUCCUUAGAAUGGCUAAAUGAAGGUAUGCACAAUUUAUUGUGGAACGAUAAGCAGCUGUGCUAUUCGCACGCCAUCUGGAUAGAGGACACAUCGAACAAAAAAUUGCCAUGGAAAUCCAACUGGGACAUGCAAACCGGUACUUUUGGCUAUCCAGCUUUGAUGGGUAGCGGUUUUUACGAAAAUUUAAUGAAGGGAGGGCUGGAAGAUGAGGAGGCCGAAACGACCCAUUACCUCCAGUUUUUCUGCAUUCAUCUCGCCCUAACCAGCCCAAGUCUUGUAGUCGAGCAGUCGGAACGCAUGGCUGAUCACUUGAAACGAUUUAUUUAUCCUUCGUUUGGUAAGUUGGAAGAUCUCUUCUAGAACACAAGCAUUCUUUGUGUUUUGGACAUUCUCAUGUUUGAAUGAUUAGUGCAUUCCAUCCAUUCCAGUGAGCCUUAAGAGCCCAUUUGAUUUUUUUUUUUACUUCAAAUUAAAGUAAACGUUUUGAUUGAUUUUAUUUUAAAGCCAUUUCCUUUCUCUUAUUCUUUGCAUCAUGACAUUAUGUAUUGCCAUUCAGAUCCCAAAAAUCUAUAAAUCCUUGCCUGAUUGAAAUAAUUGAGUGCUUUAAUUUUGUGAUGCUAAUUCGUCGAUGAAGUAAUACACAUUUAAUGGGUGCGCAUUCA
Molecule: messenger RNA, 2024 nt
Organism: Daphnia pulicaria
Lineage: Eukaryota; Metazoa; Arthropoda; Branchiopoda; Diplostraca; Daphniidae
Gene: HPS1
Exons: 7
Coding region: 55-1722 (555 amino acids)
Biological process (GO): vesicle-mediated transport
Cellular component (GO): BLOC-3 complex
Molecular function (GO): guanyl-nucleotide exchange factor activity
Source: RefSeq, a predicted model, not a curated record